Urocitellus parryii (Arctic ground squirrel) is the source of this 1866-nucleotide messenger RNA. RefSeq names its product phosphomannomutase 2 (gene Pmm2). Gene Ontology annotation, cellular component: cytosol. Lineage: Eukaryota; Metazoa; Chordata; Mammalia; Rodentia; Sciuridae. The record is from RefSeq and is a predicted model, not a curated record. Gene Ontology annotation, molecular function: phosphomannomutase activity. Gene Ontology annotation, biological process: mannose metabolic process; GDP-mannose biosynthetic process; protein N-linked glycosylation.
GGCGCGGGUGCCGGACCCGGAAGUUCCGGGUCGAGUACCUGGUGCCAACUCAGGUGCCUGCGCGUCCUAUCGGGUGCGCUCGGAAACUGCAGCCAUGGCGGCGUCUGGCCCAGUGCUGUGCCUCUUCGAUGUGGAUGGGACCCUGACGUCCCCGCGGCAGAAAAUUACCAAAGAAAUGGAUGACUUUCUACAGAAAUUGAGGCAGAAGAUCAAAAUUGGAGUGGUAGGCGGGUCAGACUUUGAAAAAGUGCAGGAGCAACUGGGAAAUGAUGUGGUUGAAAGAUAUGAUUAUGUGUUUCCAGAAAAUGGCUUGGUAGCGUACAAAGAUGGGAAACUAUUAUGUAAACAGAAUAUUCAAGGUCACCUGGGUGAGGCUCUGAUCCAAGACUUGAUCAACUACUGUCUGAGCUACAUUGCAAAAAUUAAACUUCCCAAGAAAAGGGGUACUUUCAUUGAAUUCCGAAACGGGAUGUUGAAUGUGUCCCCUAUUGGAAGAAGCUGCAGCCAAGAAGAACGCAUUGAAUUCUACGAACUGGAUAAAAAAGAAAAUAUAAGACAAAACUUCGUAGCAGAUCUGCAGAAGGAGUUUGCAGGCCGAGGCCUCACGUUUUCCAUAGGAGGCCAGAUCAGCUUUGACGUCUUUCCUGAUGGGUGGGACAAAAGGUAUUGCCUGAGACACGUGGAAAACGACGGUUAUAAAACCAUUUAUUUCUUUGGAGACAAAACCAUGCCAGGCGGCAAUGACCACGAGAUCUUCACAGACCCGAGAACCGUGGGCUACACUGUGACAGCGCCCGAGGACACACGCAGGAUCUGUGAAGAGCUCUUCUCAUAACGAGGGUGGGCAGGGGGUCCCUGGGCCAAAGCCAUGGCCCCUCCUCACAUACACCCACUCCCAGGCCAGCUGUCUGCACUGUCCAGCUGUGCACGGUGCAGACACCACCACACUGGGCAGCAGGAUCAGCCUCCACCCCCAGCAGGUCAUGCUCUUGCAGUGCCAGAAGGAUCCAGGGAGGGGAUGAGACUCCAAGAAAAGAUUCCAUCCCCAGCCUCAGACCUACCUCGCAUUGGCACGUUUUCACCCUAACAUGGGGCUCUGGAAACUCAUUCCAGGAUUCAGAAAGAACAAAUGUGCCUAGGCUCGCCCUCUUCACGGGUCUCAAAUACAACUGCUGUUAGUGUUUGGACCCUGGCGUAGCCACCAGAAAGGGCGACAGCCUCUGCAUGACCCUGGAACACAGCUGGGCUCACCUCCCUCCUGAAGCCCCUCCCAGGUUGAGCCCCGGGGGUGCUGGGAUGCUCAGUUUUCCAGCCUGCUCCCUGUUUGUGAGCCGCAGAUCUCUCGGUGGCCUGCCAGACAGAUUGCUGGCCCGGUACCCAGUGACCCAUGGCGUCUGCACUGGGCAGGCAGCGCUCAGGCGGCCUGUGUCCACUCUGAACAGCCUAGCUGCUCUCGGGAGGACAGACCCUGCUAAGACUGGCGCAGCCCUUCCCCUGCACCAGGGCAGCUCCCAGGAUGUCAUCAGACUUCCCCAAGAGGACCCUCCUGAUGGGACCUGGUCCCUCAGAAGUCCACAUAGAACCGGAGCUGAGCCCCAUGGAGUCUGCUCCUACCCACCCUUCCCGGUGGACUGCGGGAGCUCCACGCCCCCAGCCCCCAGAGCACUCUGAGAACGGGUUCCUGUGCCACUUUCCAGCAUCUGGCCAUCUCCACCCCACCCCAGGGCUGACCACCUGGCCAGCAGCAGCGACAGGCCUGCCCUUUGUCCCACACAGGCAGGUUCUGAGCAGCUCUCGGGACCAGCAAUCUUGUCACCUGCCCUUGUUGAAUUUUGAAAUUGUACUGUAACGACCUUUCAAAACAAA